UUGUGAUAAAUGGCAGGCUGGCGUUAUGGCACGAAUUGAUCAAUCAAUGCUGAGCAAUGCGACAUGGAAGUACGCCGCGCAUAAUAAAAGAACCAGCACCACAUUCAAAUGCAUUACCGUAUUCUGACCGUAUCAAAACCGUUAAAUGAACGGUACCUUUUAUGCAACAUGAAAGAACUGCACGACAACCUUUUCUACUGCCAGACCUGCUCAUCAACAACCCGUCCGCUACUAAUAUCAUCAUGCAUGCACAUGACAUGCACAACAUGUACAACCCAAAUAACAACAUGUCCUGUAUGCCACAGCCCUACCGAAUUCAUGCGGUUGACCGACCAGCUAAAAGCAACAUUCUCAUGCAAUCCGACCAAGCUGUUAGAACGGCCAGCACACAUAAUUUCGUUUCAAAUGGAGAGUGUGGUUAAUAGAAUGAUGUGGUUGGAGAGUGAACGGGUGAGGUACAGGGGGUUGUUGGUUAGGGCUAGGAAUGAGCUGAUGAGGGUUAAGAGAAUGAGAGGAGUUAGUAGUUUUUGGGGAGUUGAUGAGCGUGGUAGGAUAGGAAAUGAGAGAGUGGGUGAGGGAGGUGAUGAGCGUGGUAGGAUAGGGAAUGAGAGAGUGGGUGAGGGAGGUGAUGAGCGUGGUAGGAUAGGGAAUGGGAGAGUGGGUGGUGAAAAUACUAAUUGGAACAAAAUAUGUAAGAAAGAUGGUAACAGGAGUGAUGUGAAUAACACAGGUGGUGAUAGAAAUGGUUCAAAACAGUACGAUGGUGGAACGAAAAGAUAUGAUCGUAUAACAGAGCGAAGAAACAGCACAAGAAAAGAAAGAGCUACCAGGAGAAAGACGCUGAAAAGAAGGCCAAACGUAAUACACAGUUCUGGUGCUGCUAAGGAAAGGGUCAUUUCAUUGACAAGGAUCGACAAAAACGGCCAAACAAACAAAAGUACCGAAAUACACAACAAUGCUGGCAAUCCUUGGAUCGACACGUCCAUCAACGACCAAUCAUCCAGCAAUUCUGGCACCGAUUAUCUGCACACGAUCAAAUUUACGAAGCGAAUGAUGAAAUCAAAAGAGGACGUGCACAAACACAGCAAAGAAGAAAGCACGGGCAACACGUACAACGAGUAUUUGAGAAGGAUGUGUGAGAGUGGCAGGAAAGAAAGUAGCACGGAGGUAACAAGUGGGUGUACGGGACGGCUGACCAUUCCCGUGAAGAGAAGUAGACGAUUCUUUUACCGGAAGAAGCGUAAAGAGUAGUAAAAUGAAGGGAUAACACGUAAUACCACUGGACAAUGAUCAAAAAGAGAUUAGAUUUGUUCAAAAUAUCAAUGAUGAGAAGUAUGCGAUCAAAAAUGAUAAGCGUUGGACACAAGGAGUUGUUCAAGGUAAGACAAUGAGGGGCAGAUUAAUUUAAUGUGAGUUAAAAAGACGAUGUGAUGGAACCGGUGUAAACAAAGAAUAGCACUGCUA
Molecule: messenger RNA, 1464 nt
Organism: Vavraia culicis subsp. floridensis
Lineage: Eukaryota; Fungi; Microsporidia; Pleistophoridae
Exons: 1
Coding region: 109-1251 (380 amino acids)
Source: RefSeq, a predicted model, not a curated record